CAAGCAUUUGAUUGGAGGAUUGGAGGAUGUUUCUAAUAAGGCAUAUGAGGAUGCAGAAGCUAAAGCAAAAUACGAAGCCGAGGCUGCUUUCUUCGCCAACCUGAAGCUGUCUGAUUUCAACAUCAUCGACACCCUUGGCGUUGGAGGUUUCGGACGAGUGGAACUGGUCCAGUUGAAAAGUGAAGAAUCCAAAACCUUUGCAAUGAAGAUUCUCAAGAAACGCCACAUUGUGGACACGAGACAGCAGGAGCACAUCCGCUCCGAGAAGCAGAUCAUGCAGGGGGCUCACUCCGACUUCAUAGUGAGACUAUACAGAACAUUUAAGGACAGCAAAUAUUUGUAUAUGUUGAUGGAAGCUUGCCUAGGUGGAGAGCUGUGGACCAUUCUCAGGGAUAGAGGCUCAUUUGAAGAUUCUACAACCAGAUUUUACACAGCAUGUGUGGUAGAAGCCUUUGCCUAUCUGCAUUCCAAAGGAAUCAUCUACAGGGACCUCAAGCCGGAAAAUCUCAUCCUGGAUCACCGAGGCUACGCCAAACUGGUGGAUUUUGGCUUUGCAAAGAAAAUAGGAUUUGGAAAGAAAACAUGGACUUUUUGCGGGACUCCAGAGUAUGUAGCCCCAGAGAUCAUCCUGAACAAAGGCCAUGACAUUUCAGCCGACUACUGGUCACUGGGAAUUCUAAUGUAUGAACUUCUGACUGGAAGCCCACCUUUCUCAGGCCCAGAUCCUAUGAAAACCUAUAACAUCAUAUUGAGAGGGAUUGACAUGAUAGAAUUUCCAAAGAAGAUUGCCAAAAAUGCUGCUAAUUUAAUUAAAAAACUAUGCAGGGACAAUCCAUCAGAAAGAUUAGGGAAUUUGAAAAAUGGAGUGAAAGACAUUCAAAAGCACAAAUGGUUUGAGGGCUUUAAUUGGGAAGGCUUAAGAAAAGGCACCUUGACACCUCCUAUAAUACCAAGUGUUGCUUCACCCACAGACACAAGCAAUUUUGACAGUUUCCCUGAGGACAGUGACGAACCACCACCCGAUGACAACUCAGGAUGGGACAUAGACUUCUAAUGUCAUUUCUCUUACCUGCUUCUGCCUUGCUGAAGACAGCUUUUUUCUGAGACACAGCUGCCAGCAAACCUGAGUGAAAUAGAGAAGAUUCAUGCUCGGGGUCACCAUGAUGCCUUUGAUCGAUGCUGCUCCAGUAACUACAGUGGCAUUAGGACUUAUUGCUUAGACGACAGUAGUGCUCUUCACAUGUUUUCUGUUUGAACCUAAAAAUAGCAGUUGACAUGGUGGUCCUGAAGCAAACGCCUCUCACCAGUAAAAGGAUGUUUUCUAUUGUUGCAAUGAUCUCGCUUCGCUCUGAUUCUAAUUUGAAAGACAGUAAGAAACACUUCCAUCUAGUCAGAGAGUCUGUACCUUGCUAGAAUUAUCAAGAAGAUUAAAAAAAUAAUAAUAUAUAGGGUACGAUAGAUUUCUAUGGUACAAAAACUGGGCUCUUCCCUUUCUUCAAGUGAGGGUUGUAGGAUCUAUUACCGCAGGCCGGUGUAUAUACCGUACCAACGAGGACCACGCCUCUGUUGGUCACAGAGUUCAUGUCAAACCAGUGGUAGAAGUUCAUGAUUUCAUUUCCCAGCAGUCCUGAUGACAAGACUGAAUGUUACCUUUCCUUUCUGACAGAUUUCAAAAAAUUGACAUGUUAAAAGCACAACUGCUAUGACUUCUGCUGAGAACUCUCAUAGCAGGUAUAUAUGCGUUUUCCACAGAGGAAUUGAAAUAAAAAAGCAUGCAUGAAUUCGUUUGUUUUUGAUAAAUUGGCAUGACAGAGUGGGGGAAAAAAGCAAUUCACAACCAUUUCAUAUGUUUUGAAAAUAUUGUGUUUAAAGAUGGUCCUGGAAAUAAGUGACUAGCAGCCAAUUGGUUUUUAUUUAUUACCUAACACACCCUCAAACUGAGGCUUAAAAUAUUCCCUUUUAUAAAAAUAAACCCUAGGGGUCAGGGUGGGGCGGGAUGGAGAGGGAUCAAGAUUCAUCCAAAAAAAAUAAAAAAUAAAAAACUAUAUAGGUGCUAUGUAUAUCUUUCAUCUGUAAAUGUCAGUGUCUGUUCAGACAACACAAAUUCUAAUCAUUACAUGUGUAGCCAGAGACUCAAGCAUUUCCACCACGUUUAUCAAACCAAACUCCUGUCAGAUUUUACUUAUACAACGUAGACUGGGUUGAGGGAGAAAGGUGAUUAAAAACUGUUUGAACUAGCUUCUUGUCUUAGGCCUGAACCCCUUCUCUCCCCUCUAAAAAAAAAA
Messenger RNA from Myotis davidii, 2285 nucleotides. RefSeq names its product cGMP-dependent protein kinase 1. The record is from RefSeq and is a predicted model, not a curated record. NCBI's taxonomy places the organism in Eukaryota, Metazoa, Chordata, Mammalia, Chiroptera, Vespertilionidae. The transcript is spliced from 10 exons. The coding region runs from base 203 to 1054 and encodes 283 amino acids. Gene Ontology annotation, biological process: protein phosphorylation. Gene Ontology annotation, molecular function: cGMP-dependent protein kinase activity; ATP binding.